Nyctereutes procyonoides (raccoon dog) is the source of this 2206-nucleotide messenger RNA. RefSeq names its product ubiquitin specific peptidase 51 (gene USP51). Gene Ontology annotation, molecular function: zinc ion binding; cysteine-type deubiquitinase activity. The record is from RefSeq and is a predicted model, not a curated record. NCBI's taxonomy places the organism in Eukaryota, Metazoa, Chordata, Mammalia, Carnivora, Canidae. Gene Ontology annotation, biological process: protein deubiquitination.
AUGGCCCAAGUUCGGGAAACUUCCUUGCCCUCCGGCUCUUUAGUCCUCUGGAGCUCUGGAGGUGGGGGAGGAGCCUCUCCCAAGGAGAAGGCCAAAAAGGCGGGGGAAAUGGAGAAAGACGCGGUGGGGGCGACAAAGGCGUGUUCAGGCCAGGAUGCUAAGGAGAUGAAGCUGGAGCUGCUACAAGAUCAUAAGCCUGUUCCUGAGGAUAACUUGACGUGGAGUGACAGCGGAGGUGAUAAGAAGGUGCUCCCUUCGUCCCCUCCUCGCUGUUACAUCAGCUCUUCGCCCCUUUGCCCGCGCCGCAAGCCCCGCCCAAGGCCCCAGCCUCCCAGCUCCAGAAGCCCGCCUGGGCUCUCGGCCCCACCCCAGCCUCCAUCCCAUCCUCCCCCUCCCCUUCCCCCACCGCCUCUGACCUGACCUCAGCCCUGGCGACCUAGGGCUGGCCUCAGAUGCUGCAAAGCAUCUGACCCUGGAUCUAGGCCUCAGAUGCUGCAAAGCUUUUCUGGUGGCCUAGGUGGCUCUGGGGAUCGAAGUGGUUUAGGGGACUGGUUGCUGGAGGUGGAGUUUGGUCGGGGUCCUACGUGGUGCUCUCAUGUGGAGAACUUUAAAGUGGCUAAGAACUGGCCGAAGAACCUGAGGCUGAUCUACCAGCGUUUCGUAUGGAGUGGGACCCCAGAAACUAGGAAACAUAAGGCAAAGACGUGCAUUUGUCAUGUAUGUAGUACCCGUAUGAACAGACUCCACUCUUGUCUCUCCUGUGUCUUUUUUGGCUGCUUUACUGAGAAUCAUAUUCACAAACAUGCAGAAGCAAAACAGCACAAUUUAGCUGUAGAUCUCUACCAUGGGGUUAUAUAUUGCUUUAUGUGUAAGGAUUAUAUAUAUGACAAAGACAUGGAAUGGAUUGCCAAAGAAACAAAAGAGAAAAAUUUGAAAUUAUUAACUUCCAUCUCAACAGAUGUCUCUCAACAACAGUGUAUAACAUCAGAUGUUGAAGAGAAGCAUUCAACCUGUGAGUCAAAGGAACAGGAGCCAAAAUUUGUGAAACCCAAGAAAAAGAGGAGAAAAAAGUCAGUCUAUACUGUAGGCCUGAGGGGGCUAAUCAAUCUUGGGAACACAUGCUUUAUGAAUUGUAUUGUCCAGGCACUUACCCAUAUUCCUCUAUUGAAAGAUUUCUUUCUCUCUGACAAGCAUAAAUGUAGAAUGAAGCCCAGCUUGUGUCUUGUCUGUGAAAUGUCUUCUCUUUUUCAUGCUAUGUGCUCUGGGAGCCGAACUCCUCACAUUCCCUAUAAGUUAUUGCAUCUAAUAUGGAUUCAUGCAGAACAUUUAGCAGGGUAUAGACAGCAGGAUGCCCAUGAGUUCCUUAUUGCAAUAUUAGAUGUGCUGCAUAGACACAGCAGAGAUGAUAAUGUGGAACAGGAGGCCAAUAACUCCACAUGCUGUAACUGCAUCAUAGACCAAAUCUUUACAGGUGGCUUGCAGUCCGAUGUCACAUGUCAAGCUUGCCAUAGUGUCUCUACUACAAUAGACCCAUGCUGGGACAUCAGUUUGGACUUGCCUGGCUCUUGCGCCACAUUCAGUUCCCAGAAUCCAGAGAAAGCUGACAUCACAGUGAGUAGGGAUGACCACAUACCAGGAAUUCCCUCACUCACAGACUGCCUACAGUGGUUUACAAGGCCAGAGUACCUAGGAGGCAGUGCCAAAAUCAAAUGCAGUAGUUGCCAAAGCUAUCAGGAAUCUACUAAACAACUCACAAUGAAGAAAUUACCUAUUGUGGCCUGUUUUCAUCUCAAGAGAUUUAAACAUGUAGGUAAACAGAGGAGAAAGAUUAAUACUUUUAUCUCCUUUCCCUUGGAUCUGGACAUGACUCCAUUUUUGGCCUCAACUAAGGAGAGAAGAAUGAAAGAAGGCCAUCCAGCAACAGAUUGUACAUCCAAUGAGAAUAAGUAUUCCUUAUUUGCAGUGAUUAAUCACCAUGGAACUUUGGAAAGUGGACACUACACCAGCUUUAUCCAGCAACAAAAGGACCAGUGGUUUAGCUGUGAUGAUGCCAUUAUCACCAAGGCUACCAUUGAGGACUUCCUCUACAGUGAAGGGUAUUUACUGUUCUAUCACAAACAGGGUCUAGAGAAAGAUUAGUCUUAGGAGACCACUUCCCAGAAAAAAAAAGUAAAAGAAGUGAAUAUACCAGGAUACUGAAGUGACA